AAAACAAUAUAAAAAAAUGAUAAAAAAAAUGGAUUCAGUGCAGCGAGAAAAGGAUUUAAUUAAAAUGGAGAUGCCAAGGACCAGGACGCUCAUAACCACCAGUAGAGCGGACUACGUGAACCAUACCGGAAAGGCUGUUCACAUUCCUUCUAUCAGAAAAGCUCAAGAAGACCCCUCGCUUAUAACUGGCCACAAUUGGGCGAAUCUGAAGGUUUCCGGUAUAGAAAAUAAAACGAAGACAUGGCCCAAAUCUAUGGACUGGCGUGAGGACUACGCACAGUUCAUUAAGAGAAACAAAUGGUGCAACGAGGAGAUCUACAAACUGUUAUUCCUAUUUCCGCCCGUGGAUUUCCAAAUUCUUAAGGACUUUGUUAGGGACCUUCGCAAGACGGUUUAUAUGCACGACUACUCGAGGGAUGACUUCGUUUCUUUUGUGAGUCGGCGGCGCGUUAGGAACAUAAAACGCUUUGAUUCCGAAGAUGGGGACUAUCUGACCACUUAUGGGUGCUUCUACAAUCGCUUGCAGGAAAGGGAGCCAUUCAAGAGCUCCCUAUAUCCGGAACGUAUGCUAAAGGACCCAAAUCUAGAUAGGGUCGCCAAAGAUUUGCGCAAAUUGUUUACUAAGUACAAUAUGACGACUUAUUUCGACACUAUAUGCGUCCCAGCUUUAAUGAAGGCUAAGAAUGGCAUAAUGCCAUUGGCGCCUAUCGAUCGGUAUCAAAAUCGAAAGUACUAAGUAGGGGUCCGU
Drosophila rhopaloa is the source of this 748-nucleotide messenger RNA. RefSeq lists its product as uncharacterized. The record is from RefSeq and is a predicted model, not a curated record. Lineage: Eukaryota; Metazoa; Arthropoda; Insecta; Diptera; Drosophilidae. Bases 17 to 736 code for a protein of 239 amino acids. The transcript has a single exon.